Messenger RNA from Miscanthus lutarioriparius, 1122 nucleotides. NCBI's taxonomy places the organism in Eukaryota, Viridiplantae, Streptophyta, Magnoliopsida, Poales, Poaceae. The record is from the annotation of a GenBank genome assembly.
AUGGCGACCAACAAGGUGGUGGACCUAAGGUCCGACACGGUCACCAAGCCCUCCGACGCCAUGCGCGCCGCCAUGGCCGCGGCCGAGGUCGACGACGACGUCCGGAGCGCGGACCCGACCGCGCGGCGCUUCCAGGAGGCGAUGGCGGCGAUCAUGGGCAAGGAGGCCGCGCUCUUCGUCCCGUCGGGGACCAUGGGCAACCUCGUCUCCGUGCUCGCGCACUGCGACGUCCGGGGCAGCGAGGUCAUACUCGGCGACGGCUCGCACAUCCACCUCUGCGAGAACGGCGGCAUCUCCACCAUCGGCGGCGUGCACCCCAAGACCGUCAGGAACAACGCCGACGGCACCAUGGACAUCGACAGGAUCGUCGCUGCAAUCAGGCCUCCGGGCGGGGGGCUGUAUUACCCGACCACCAGGCUCAUCUGCUUGGAGAAUACACAUGGGAAUUCUGGAGGGAAAUGUUUAUCCGUAGAAUACACUGACAAGGUUGGCGAAAUUGCCAAGAGUCAUGGCCUGAAGCUUCAUAUUGAUGGAGCUCGCAUUUUUAACGCUUCUGUGGCACUUGGAGUUCCUGUGGACAGACUUGUGAAAGCCGCGGAUUCAGUUUCGGUAUGCCUGUCUAAAGGUUUAGGCGCCCCCGUUGGAUCAGUUAUUGUUGGUUCAAAGGCCUUCAUUGACAAGGCCAAAAUUCUCCGAAAGACGCUAGGUGGUGGAAUGAGGCAGGUUGGAGUUCUCUGUGCUGCAGCUCAUGUUGCCGUUCGCGACACUGUGGGAAAGCUUGCGGAUGACCACAGAAAGGCUAAGGCUUUGGCAGAGGGACUGAAUAAAAUUGAACAGUUCACAGUGGAUUCAGCUUCAGUCGAGACCAAUAUGGUAUUCAUGGAUAUUGUGGAUUCACGCAUAUCAUCUGCCAAGCUGUGCCAAGUCCUGGGAACGCACAAUGUGCUUGCAAAUCCAAGGAGUCCAAAAAGUGUCAGGCUUGUCCUUCAUUACCAAAUUUCAGAUACCGAUGUUCAAUAUGCAGUGACGUGUUUUAAGAAAGCUGUUGAAGAGCUACUAAAGGGCAGUACUGAAUUCGAGCAUUUGGUGGAUACUACUACCAAGAACUCCUAUGGGCACUAG